AUAAAUAUCCUCCAACGCUCAACCGAAAGUUUGUCCCAAGGGAAGUUUUAGGAAAAAACCUCCUCGAAUUAUCCUACACCUAGCGCGCAUUUUAGCAAAAAUGGCCCGGCAUCCGAUAGCCGUAGCCAACGAGGAGAGCCCCUUCGGCACCUUAACUCCGGACGAAUUCUAUGCCCGCCACUCAGUGAGUCACUCAUCCGAGUUCAUCACUAACGCUCGCGGUCUCAAACUCUUCACCCAGUCUUGGACCCCACUUGAUACUCCGAUCACUGGAAUCGUCGCCGUUGUCCACGGGUUCACCGGCGAGUCGAGCUGGUUCCUCCAACUUACCUCUGUUCUUUUUGCCAAAUCGGGAUUCGCCACGUGUGCGAUCGAUCACCAGGGCCACGGAUUCUCCGAAGGCCUUGACGGACUCGAUACUCAUAUUCCGAACAUCGACGGCGUUGUCGACGAUUGCAUUCAGUGCUUUGACUCCUUCCGUGCUCGUCACGCGCCGGAUUUGCCCGCCUUUUUGUACUCGGAAUCGCUUGGCGGAGCUAUUGCCCUUUAUAUCUCUCUCCGUCAAAAAGGCGUGUGGGAUGGCUUGAUUCUCAAUGGCGCAAUGUGCGGGAUAAGCGCUAAAUUCAAGCCACCAUGGCCGUUGGAACAUUUUCUGUUCAUAGUCGCCAAACUUAUCCCCACCUGGCGAGUGGUUCCGACGCGCGGGUCUAUACCGGAUGUUUCGUUUAAAGAACCCUGGAAGAGGAAGUUGGCGAUAGCCAGUCCUAGGAGAACAGUAGCAAGGCCACGCGCCGCCACGGCAUACGAGCUCAUCCGAAUAUGCAACGAUUUGCAAGGGAGGUUUGAGGAAGUGGAUGUUCCAUUGCUAAUUGUGCACGGUGGUGAUGACGUGGUGUGUGAUCCGGCUUGCGUGGAGGAGCUUUAUAAACGCGCCGCCAGCACCGACAAGACAUUGAGGAUCCAUCCAGGGAUGUGGCACCAAUUGGUUGGUGAACCGGAGGAAAGCGUCGAGUUAGUUUUUGGGGAAAUGAUUGAUUGGCUUAAAAGUAGAGGUUCACGCGCCCCAAAGGCAAAGGGUGCCAGUGGUCUAAGCGCCGCUGUUGGCAGUACUAGUGGAUAGUUGGGUAGUUAAUUUAUCAUGUAUUUUAUGAUACAAAUUUUAAUCCGUUAAAUUUUCACUUUUAUUUAUAUUUAGAUUGUGGCUUGAAUUUAAAUUGGGUGUAUUUACUGAUAA
Messenger RNA from Gossypium arboreum, 1234 nucleotides. Its product is annotated as caffeoylshikimate esterase-like. Gene Ontology annotation, molecular function: lipase activity. The transcript has a single exon. The coding region runs from base 101 to 1120 and encodes 339 amino acids. Gene Ontology annotation, cellular component: membrane. The record is from RefSeq and is a predicted model, not a curated record. Lineage: Eukaryota; Viridiplantae; Streptophyta; Magnoliopsida; Malvales; Malvaceae.